Nasonia vitripennis (jewel wasp) is the source of this 2277-nucleotide messenger RNA. Its product is annotated as putative ankyrin repeat protein RF_0381. Bases 174 to 2027 code for a protein of 617 amino acids. The transcript has 2 exons. Lineage: Eukaryota; Metazoa; Arthropoda; Insecta; Hymenoptera; Pteromalidae. Gene Ontology annotation, molecular function: protein binding. The record is from RefSeq and is a predicted model, not a curated record.
UUUACAUACAUACGACGUUAGAAAUUUAUAUAAAUUGAUGUAGCCUAAUUGUAGGCCUGCGUUUCGCCUCAGUCCUUCCCCGAAACCAGUAGCAGACAGUUGUCAGCCGCUCCAGUUCCUGCGCGUUUAUCAGUCGCGCAAAAGUCUAGAAAGUUUAUUUCUAACUCUACAAGAUGAGUCGCAAGCGCAAAGCUCAGAAUCCUCCCCAAAUAGAAAGCGAUGAAGAACAUGGGUCACCGGUACCAGAUAAUCUCGAAAAUACGGCGCUACAUUUGGCAGCAAAAAACGGUGACAUUGAAACGGCCGCCAUGCUCAUCGACCAAGGAGCGAACCUUCAUCAAAAGAACAAACAAGGAAUGACUGCUCUACACGUUGCUGCGGAAAAUGGAUAUUGCGGGGUUCUGAACUUACUACUUUCGAGAGGAUCGAUGGUCGAUGAGUUAGCGGCAGGUAACAGAACAUCGUUACACAUAGCAGCAGAGCAGCUUUGUAGACAAGUGGUCAAGGAGCUUUUGAAUAAAGGAGCCAACGUACGUAUUCAGGAUAGCGCGGGUAAUACCCCUCUUCACCAAGCCGUGAUGAGACUCUGCUUAGACAGCAUCGAGCUACUAGUGAAAAACGGUGCUCCAAUGGACUUUCAAAAUAAUCAAGGCGAAACUGUUCUGCACAUUGCUUCUCAGCACCGGAACAAUGCAAUAGUGAAUUUUCUUUUAGAGAAAGGUGCAGAUUGCAAUGCCCUGACAGCUGAUGGAUCCACACCUCUUCAUUAUGCCGUCAAGAACUUUGGAGCGCCUUCAGAGAACGCGGCGUCCUUAAUAGAAGCGGGUGCAGCUGUAUUUGUAACGAACCAUGCAGGUGAGAUUCCGCUAAAGACUGCUUUGAAAUAUGAGAGGAACUGGCGUAACAGCUCGCUUUUAGGAUACCUACUCGGUAAAGGAUUAAAUUUUAACAAAACCACAAACCAGUUUGGUCUAGACUUAUUGAAGGACAUGAACGAUGAAUUCAUAAAUCAUCCUGCGCUCUGCACAGUAUUUAUAAUAGCUAUAGUGUACGAUGACCGUCCACUGUUCGAAAUGUUAAUUAAAAAAGGAGUUUCGAUACACAAAAAUGAUUGGGGUACCACGCCUCUUCAUAACGCAGUACACUGCGAUAAUUUACACGCAGCAGAAGUGCUCUUGCAAUUGGGCGCUGAUCCGAAUGUGAAGGACUAUUUCGAUAAAGGUACUCUGGCUUUCGCCAAAAGUGAACAAAUGGUCGAGCUUUUGCUUAUGUAUAACGCCGACCUUUACGAACCCGAUUUGCUCCAUGGCAUAGUGAGGGUGAAUGCAAAUGGCGAGCUAUUCGAUAGGUUGAUUGAAAAAGUGCUGGAUCACGAGGAGAGAUAUAAAUUGAUCAAUCAGAAGUGCAGUAGGGGUUAUUCACUGUUACACUAUGCCUUACGAGCCAAUAGAGAAAGCAUGUUACUUCACGUCCUUCAUGCCGGCGUCGAGCCGGAGGAGUUUUUCCGCGUCUUCCUGAGAACCUGUUUAUCCCUAGAUCCGAAUUGUUUAUUGAUAAUGACACGACAGAUGGUGAUUUUCAACUCUCAAGGCAUCAUUAAUUUUUUUUUCAUGUUUCUUUAUAUGUUGGAUGAAAAGCGUCGUAAAAUUUAUUUUGAGAUUGCAGAGAAUCUGAAGAAGACAAAAGUCACGCGAAUUUGCAAAGAUUAUCCAUUUACUUACUACGAUUUGCUUACGAAGCACGGAGACGAUUUGGUACGUAUGUUACGUAAUCAUCAGAUCAGAAGAGUUACCGAUCGAAUUGCUGAAAUUGCAAAUCAAUUCGGAGGGCCCUUGCAUAUUAGUCUCGUACUCAACCUCAGACAAGGAAUUAGGCGCUUAGAACUGGAAUCUCAAUUUAAUAAGAAAUUUGAAGCCCUAAAUUUUAUACCCUAUGACGUCGUUUGCCACGUGAGCAAAUAUCUUAACAAUUCUGAUUUAUUCAAGACUAUGUAUGCAUUGGAAGGACCUCAUGUACAUAUAUCUUAAUUCAUUUUAAAAUGUAGCUUAUCCAUCCAUAAUCUUUGGUAAUUGAAGAUUACUCAAUCGAAGCAUAAAUAUGUUGGGAAUUUUAACAUCUUUGAUCCGUGUAGUCUAUUAGUGAAAACGUGAAAAUUAAUUGUAAUGAUGAAUUGUAAAACAUUGUGUUGUUCUCAAAUAUGUAAAUUGUAUGUAUGCAUACAUGUAAUAAUGAUCUUCUCGACAAAUCAAUAAAAUUUAACAAAUGUCCUUUAAAAAA